Messenger RNA from Danio aesculapii, 4333 nucleotides. RefSeq names its product transcription initiation factor TFIID subunit 4 (gene taf4l). The record is from RefSeq and is a predicted model, not a curated record. The coding region runs from base 1 to 2919 and encodes 972 amino acids. The transcript is spliced from 14 exons. Gene Ontology annotation, molecular function: RNA polymerase II general transcription initiation factor activity; protein heterodimerization activity; DNA binding. Gene Ontology annotation, biological process: transcription initiation at RNA polymerase II promoter; DNA-templated transcription. Lineage: Eukaryota; Metazoa; Chordata; Actinopteri; Cypriniformes; Danionidae. Gene Ontology annotation, cellular component: transcription factor TFIID complex.
AUGAUGUCAUUACGUUUCCCACAAUGCCUCAGCAGCAAAACAACGCACGCGCCGUACGCAUUUCUCAAGCGUCUCUCAAAGAUGGCGGGUGUCCCCGAUCCACUGGAAGAUAUGCUCUAUUCCGAAGUGGACGAAAAAGCCGUCAGUGACCUCGUAGGCUCGUUAGAAUCGCAAUUGGGUGGACAAAACAAGACAGUCGGUCCUCAAGGCGACGCCAGGAGAGCUUCGAACGCGCUAAAUCCACACUUAGGGAAAUUACUGCCCGCCCAAGUAGGAACAACACUGGAGCAGCAGCGGCAAGCAGAACGAAACCAGGAGGGAAACUCUCAAGAAAACGGUCCGGACAGGAUACCGGCAUCCAAUUCUGUCUCUGCCACCGCGAACCUGCCCGCGAACACUUCUGCGAAUUUGGUUCCCGCCGCGAACCGGGCGCAAUAUCAUUCAUCAAAUCCAUCAACUUGUUCAAGUGACGCAGCAGCACCAACAGACUCUCAUCCCAACACAAAUCACAUUGCGUCUGCUGUCCGGACGGUUCCCGCCAGAACACAGCCCGUGAACGGAAGCAGUAGCACGUUAAACUCUUCUGUUAUCGCUUCUGCUCCUGCUUCUGUGAACGGUAUUGACGUUGGUUCAGGUGGAGGUAGUGGUAAAAGCAACAUGUCUGCUCCUACUAGUACAAAUACUGCUUUUGUGCCCGCUCAGCCCAACAGCACACUGCCACAUGCGAAUGUGUCACUAGAUAGUCAAGCAAAUCCCACCAUAGCACUGCACAGGCCUCCUAACACCAUCACUAGUGUCGUCCACAACGGAGGUGACCCUAAAGUCUCAGGAUUGCCCGUGCAGGGGGCUGCUCUUGUGCCCACCCCUGUGGUGUUCACAAACACUGAGCCCAAAUCUGACCCUCAAAACCAGAUUAAAGCCAUCGUCCCGAAUCAGCUCCCAGGGGCUCCUGUAGGGUUGCACCCCAGCACACCCACUCAAAUAAUUGUGUCGUCCAGUCCUGUGGUGACCUCACUUCCUGUGGCAAGCACCCCCUCUGCCCUUCCAAAGCCAGCAGCAACUGCUCUUGUAGGACAACCUACCACCCUGUUGAGACCCGCUACGCCCACUCAAGUGACACCAACUGCGACACCCCAACAGCGCCCGGGGGCUCCUACGACCCAGCUGAUUGUCAGACCGCCACAACAAACAACCAUUCAGUUACCACCGGGAUUCACCAUACCACCAGGAAUGGUGCUGGUCCGUACAGAGGCCGGUCAGCUGGCGUUGGUUCCUCAGCAGGUCUUGGCUCAGGCCAAAGCUCAGAACCAAAAUAAAGGCACUCUGUCCCCGAGACCUGCUACACCCACUGCUGGAGCACCUUUCAGAGUCACCACACCUGUCGCCCAGCAGAAGACAGCAGUGGUAACCAUUACCUCGGCUCAGAAGCCCACCACCACAGUCAUUACAGCAGGAGCACGUGUGCAGCCUGCCCCACAGACAGUCCUCAAGCCCUCCGUGACCCCUCAGAGUCCCAGCACCCCUCCUGUCACUGUCCAGGCUAACAGAGCCCCUGUCCUCUCUCAGGAAAUGCAAGAGAAUGUAAAGAAGUGCAAGAACUUCCUAGCAACGCUCAUAAAACUGGCAUCCCAUAAUUCCCCCUCACCAGAAACAUCUCGUAACGUGAAAGCACUAGUACAGGAUCUGCUGGAUGCAAAAAUUGAGCCAGAGGAGUUUACAAAUCGCCUGCAGACGGAGUUGAAAUCUUCUCCUCAACCGUACCUGAUCCCUUUUCUGAAGAAAAGCCUGCCUGCUCUGCGUCUGACCCUUCUGAACUCCCAGCAGUCUUUAACUCAGCUGUCUCAGACCUCUGCUACAGCAGCAGCAUCUCUGCCGGUCAACACCAUUAAAGCUCCGGCACCGAGCACGUUACCCACUACCAUCAGACCCACCACUGCCCUCACGCCCGCCGCAGCACUGGCUGUCAAGAGGCCUGGAAUUCAGACAACUCAGACACGGAUGCCGGUGGUGAUUACACAGGCGGUUCGUGCUCAAGGUGCUAUUGGGACACCCUUGCAAGUGAGGAGCCCCAUGGGUGUGGCCAUUCAUGCCUCGGCCAAUCAAAAACAGAAGCUCAAUGACCCCGGGGGCGGGACUUUCAGGGAUGAUGACGACAUCAAUGACGUGGCAUCCAUGGCUGGUGUGAACCUGAACGAGGAAAACGCCCGUAUCUUGGCCACGGGUUCAGAGCUGGUGGGCACCCAGAUCCGCUCCUGUAAGGAUGAGGCCUUCCUUCCUGCCAGCCUGCUCCACAAACGACUCCUCGAAACCGCCAAGAAGUUCGGUGUGACGGAGGUGUCAAUGGAGACGGUCACUCUCAUUUCUCACGCCACUCAGUCCAGGCUGCGCUCCAUGCUGGAGAAAGUGUCGGCUGUUGCGCAACAUAGAGCCGAUUCAUGUAAAGAUGAAGAUCUGUACGAGCAGGCGUCAGAUGUUCGGACCCAACUGAAGUUCUUCGAGCAGCUGGAGAAGAUCGAGAAGCAGAGGAAAGACGACGAGGAACGGGAGCUGCUAAUGAAAGCCGCAAAAAGUCGCUCGAGGCAGGAGGAUCCCGAACAGGCCAGGCUGAAGCAGAAAGCUAAAGAGAUGCAGCAGCAGGAACUCGCCCAGAUGAGACAGCGGGAUGCCAACCUCACAGCCCUUGCCGCCAUUGGACCCCGAAAGAAACGCAAGCUCGACUCUCCUGGGGCCUCAGCAGGUGCAGAGCUUCCUGCGGGCUCCUCCGGAUCAGCGACUGGUUCUACCUCAUCCUCUUCAUCCUCAGUCCGGCAGACCCGUCAUCGCAUCACCCGGGUCAACCUCAGGGACUUGAUCUUCUGCUUGGAGCAGGAACGAACCACGGCCAGGUCCACGCUGCUCUACAAGGCCCUUUUGAAGUAGCACGCUAGUGCUAAUGGUACUCCUGCUUGUCCCUCAGUAACGCGUUCAAGUCUUCCUCUUCCUCUCUGCAUUCAUUUCCAGUCUGUGCCUUCAGACUCACCUGUGGCAUAAACUCUUUGAGUACUAGAGUGUUGCUGUAAAUCUUCCAAACGUUGGUGUUCUGGGGAUGAGAAGGUUCUGGAAAAGCCCGCACGGAGGCGGCUGUGGACAUCAUGUGAUAUUUCCUCCCCUCCGGGUCGCCCUUUUUAAUGCUUUUAUUUCCCCUUUGUUUCGGAUUAAUGAGCCAUCCUUUUUGAGCAAUGUUGAUCUUUUUAUUCAUUAACUUGACCUCGGACUGGUUUUUACGUUUCAGGAUAGAGAUUUGUUUUAAACGGAUAGCGGCUGGACGACUUGUUUUUAAUGGAACGCCUCAUUUGCAAUAGACACUGGAAAUGUGAAUGCAAAAGCUCCUGGUUUUUAGAAGUCUAACGAGUCGGAGGUAUUUUUAGUAACUUAUAAGUAGCGCAUCUUUAAGUCUCUGAGGGAACGGCAUCUAUUUUUUUUUUUUUUUUUUGUUACUGAUUUAUGCAAAAUGAAGAAACUCUGUGUUGUAAAACACUGACUGUCUUUCAUCCUAUUGGAUGGUCUUUUGAACUUCAGUGACGGUUUUGUCUCGCACACUCAGUGUGGGGUUCUAGGUGUGUACGGUUUCACUAGUGUCUGUGUUAAGUAUACUGUGAAAUGGUGCCUUAUAUGGCCCUCCUGGGGCACCAUUGUUUUUAAGCAAAUCCACGGCAUGGAAUUCUCCAAUAUGCUAAUACUAAUAUGCAUCGCUUCAACAACGAUUCUAGAGCAGGAUCUCUCGUAACUUAUUUGUGGAGAAAUGGCAGGUUGUACGUUUCGUUAAUUUGACCAUUUUGUUUUUUAAUUAAGUACAUUAAAAAUGGGGUGGCUUUGACAGACUGCAGUAAUGAUUUUAAAAUACUAAUGUUGCAUUUUGAAUCCUGUAUUUUUGUGUUUUGAAAUUCACGUUGGCUAUAAAUUUAGUAUCCGUCAUCGGGCAUUAUUUUAUGUCUCAAGUAUUUGUAUACUGCCCUUUAUGACAUGCAGUAGGAGAGGAAGAGACAUUGACAUUUACGUUUUGGCGUUUGUACAGAUAUGUAUGUUGGGAGAUGGUCAACGUUCAUGUCACGUGCAAUGAUUCCUUUGAAUCUUUUUCCAUCUCUCUGACUGCUUUUAAUCCAUAUUGUUUGUGCUGGCGUUUGGACAAACAGUAUUGCUGAUCAAGGGAUUGUCUUUUGUCUAAAAAAACAUAUCUAUUAGAAUUUCUAUUUUUGCUAAAUUUAACAAUUUUUGAAUGUUUGGUUGGUUUGGAAAAAAGUGCUCAUCUCUAUUAAAUUUGUACUUUUGUAAAAGAAUAAAGUUCCUAAUUAUA